UCUUUCUCUAUUACCAACUUUUUAUACUAAUCUUUCUUGCAAAAAUGGGCUAUGAAUACCUCCUAUUUGUACUAGCAUCUUUCUUUCUCUGUCAACUUGCUUUUUCUUCAUCCGUAACUCAUCUGUGCUCCAAAGAUGAAAGCAUUUCCCUUCUAAAAUUCAAGAAUACGCUUACUGUAUGCGAAUUUGGUACAGAAUUUCCCUUUUGUUAUUGUCAGCAAUCUUCUCCAAAAACAAGGUCUUGGAACAUGAGCAGAGAUUGCUGCUCAUGGGAUGGUGUUGUAUGCGAUGAUUUUAUUGGCCAUGUCAUUGAACUUGACCUUGGUUGCAGCCAGCUUCAAGGGAAGAUUGAUUCGAAUAGCAGCCUAUUCCAGCUCUCUCAUCUCCGAAUGCUCACCCUUUCUCUGAAUAGCUUCUCUAAUUCUCACAUCUCACCCGAAUUUGGUAAGUUUUCGAGCUUGACCCAUCUUGAUCUUUCCUGGUCAAAUUUCUCAGGUCAAAUUCCUUCUGAAUUCUCUCAUCUUUCCAAGUUGCAGUCUCUUUAUUUAGGAGGCAAUGAUAUGCUAUUUGGACCUCACAAUUUUAAAUUGCUCCUUCAAAAUUUGACUCAGUUAAGAGAGCUUGAUCUUACUAAUGUAAACAUCUCUUCCACCAUUCCUCCAAAUUUUUCUUCCCAUUUAACAACUCUGUGGCUGGGAAGUACGGGAUUGUAUGGGAUAAUACCUGAGAGUAUUUUUCAUCUGCCCAACCUGGAAACACUUGCCUUAUGGGGCAAUCAUCAGCUCAGUGGUGAUUUUCCAAAGACCAAAUGGAACAGCAGUGCAUCUCUCAAGGUUUUAGAUCUCAACCGAGUUAAUUUUUCUGGUAAUUUCCUGCCUGAAUCUCUUGGCUAUUUAACUGUAUUGCGGUACUUGAUACUUGAUUCUUGCAAUUUGUCGGGGCCGAUUCCGAGAUCUCUUUGGAAUCUCACGCGUCUAGAGUAUAUGUCCCUUGGAGAUAACCAACUUGAGGGACCAAUUCCUCUGUUUACAACUGGGCUGCGUAAUCUAAAGUCACUUUCGCUAUUAUCUAACUCCCUAAAUGGAGCAAUACCAUCCUGGGUAUUCUCCCUCCCAUCACUUACUGAAUUAAGCUUGAGGAAUAACCACUUUUCUAGUCAGCUUGAGGAUUUCAACUCCAAUACAUUAGAAUCGAUUUCCUUAGAGGACAACCAGUUGCAAGGUCCUCUUCCCAGGUCACUUCAGAACCUUGUGAAUCUAACAACACUUGGUCUUUCAUAUAACAAUUUUAGUGGCAAUGUAGAUGUUAGCUUCUUUUCAAACCUCAAACAACUUAGAAAGCUGGAUCUUUCAUAUAAUAGUAUUUCUCUGACCAAUGAGAAUAAAGUCAAGUCUACCUUACCCAAAUAUCUUGAGUCCUUAUUUUUGUCCGCUUGUGAAGUAAAAGAACUGGAUUUUUUGAGAUCAACAGAGGAGCUUUCUAACUUGGAUCUUUCAAAUAAUAAAAUUAAAGGAAGGAUUCCUGAUUGGGCAUGGUCUAAUUGGAUGCAUAUGGAAUAUCUUAAUCUAUCCCACAACAUGUUGACAAGUAUUGACCAUAUUUCAUCACUUUCUAAACUACAUACUAUUGAUUUAGGGUCCAAUUCUAUUGAAGGGUCGCUACCUAUUCUGUCGCCCUCCGUAAACUUAUUCUUCAUAUCAAAUAAUAGUCUCAGUGGGGAGAUCCCUUCUUCUUUCUGCAAUUUGACAUCAUUAAUAGUUCUGGAUUUGGCAAGAAACAAGUUGAAGGGAACAAUUCCACGAUGUCUGGGUAACAUGAGUGACUACUUCGAGGUUUUGGAUAUGCAAUACAAUAGUCUUUCUGGGUAUCUCCGAACAACUUUUAGCUCCAGAAGUCAACUCAAAAGCUUCAACUUGCAUGGCAAUAAGAUAGAGGGAAAAAUCCCAAGAUCCUUGUCCAAUUGCAAACAGUUGGAAGUUCUUGAUUUAGGGAACAAUCACCUCAAUGAUACAUUCCCUAUGUGGUUGGGGACUCUUCCAAAGCUACAAGUUUUAAGCUUAAGAUCUAAUAAAUUGCAUGGACCCAUCAAAGCUUCGAGGAUUAAUAACUUGUUUCCUCAGCUUCGGAUGUUAGAUCUCUCUUGCAAUGCAUUUACAGCAGAGUUGCCAACAAGACUUUUUCAAAAUCUGAAAGGCAUGAGGAGAAUUGAUCAAACAGUGAACUCACCACGUGAUCAAGCAAAAACAGGUUACCAAGACUCGGUGACUGUUGUAACGAAGGGGCUGGAGCUUGAAGUUGUGAGAAUCUUAUCUUUGUACAGCACUAUGGAUCUCUCAAACAACAAAUUUGAAGGACAUAUUCCUAGUGUUCUGGGAGAACUCAUUUCGCUUCGGGUGUUGAAUCUGUCUCACAAUGGAUUGGAGGGUCAUAUCCCGCCAUCACUAGGAGAGUUAUCUGUAGUGGGAUCAUUAGCCCUUUCAUUCAACAAUAUUUCAGGAGAGAUCCCUUCUUCUGUUUGCAAUUUGAAAUCAUUAAAAGUUCUAGAUUUAGCAAGAAACAAUUUGAAGGGUACAAUUCCACAAUGUUUGGGUAACAUGAGUGACUACCUGGAGGUUUUGGAUAUGCAAUACAAUAGUCUUUCUGGGUAUCUCCGAACAGCUUUUAACUCCAGAAGUCAACUCAAAAGUUUCAACUUGCAUGGCAAUAAGGUAGAGGGAAAAAUCCCAAGAUCCUUGUCCAAUUGCAAACAGUUGGAAGUUCUUGAUUUAGGGAACAAUCACCUCAAUGAUACAUUCCCUAUGUGGUUGGGGACUCUUCCAAAGCUACAAAUUUUAAGCUUGAGAUCUAAUAAAUUGCAUGGACCCAUCAGAACUUUGAGGAUUAAUAACUUGUUUUCUCAGCUUCGGAUGUUAGAUCUCUGUUGCAAUGCAUUUACAGCAGAGUUGCCAACAAGACUUUUUCAAAAUCUGAAAGGCAUGAGGAGAAUUGAUCAAACAAUGAACUCACCACGUGAUCAAGCACAAACAGGUUACCAAGACUCGGUGACUGUUGUAACGAAGGGGCUGGAGCUUGAAGUUGUGAGAAUUUUGUCUUUGUACAGCACUAUGGAUCUCUCAAACAACAAAUUUGAAGGACAUAUUCCUAGUGUUCUGGGAGAACUCAUUUCGCUUCGGGUGUUGAAUCUGUCUCACAAUGGAUUGGAGGGUCAUAUCCCGCCAUCACUAGGAGAGUUAUCUGUAGUGGAAUCAUUAGACCUUUCAUUCAACAAGAUUUCAGGAGAGAUACCGCAACGACUAGCUUCUCUUACAUAUCUUGAGUUUUUAAAUCUGUCCAGCAAUCAUCUUGCAGGGUGCAUCCCGAAAGGACCUCAAUUUGCUACAUUUGAGAACAAUUCAUAUGAAGGUAAUGCUGGAUUACGUGGAUUCCCAGUUUCGGAAGAUUGUGGAAGUAGCUGGAUACCAGAUUCAAACAACACAACCUUUGUGCCGGAUGAAGAAAGUGAUUCGUCAUUUCUGAGUGAGCUCAGUUGGAAAGUGGUUCUUACGGGAUAUGGUUGUGGACUAUUUAUUGGGUGCAUCAUAGCAUAUUUCAUGCUUUCUUCCCAAAAUCCAAAUUGGCUUUCUGGGAUUGCUGGAGAUUUAGAAUACAGAAUCAUUACGAGAAGGCGAAAGAAGCAGCGAAGCCAAAGACACUACAGACGGAGGAAUAAUGGUUUCUAGACAAAGUUCCCAGAGGCACAAGAUGCAAUAACUUGGGAGAAGGGAAUGGACAAAGAGUUAAAAUACCGAGAAUUGGAAGACUCUGUAGUAAAACUGGAUGAAGCACAAACUUGAAAAUGUUAUGUAAAAUCUUGAAAAUGUAACUGUUACGCAUUCUUGGAAUAUAAUUUAUAAGAUCUCCUCUAAUACAUAUGUACACAACCUUGUUUGGAAGAUAUGCUAGCAAAAUAUAUUGGUAAUAGUUAGCAAACUACUACAA
Lycium barbarum (goji berry) is the source of this 3978-nucleotide messenger RNA. RefSeq names its product receptor-like protein 9DC3. The record is from RefSeq and is a predicted model, not a curated record. NCBI's taxonomy places the organism in Eukaryota, Viridiplantae, Streptophyta, Magnoliopsida, Solanales, Solanaceae. Gene Ontology annotation, molecular function: protein binding. The transcript is spliced from 2 exons. The coding region runs from base 45 to 3719 and encodes 1224 amino acids.